Pseudozyma flocculosa PF-1 is the source of this 3984-nucleotide messenger RNA. RefSeq lists its product as uncharacterized. NCBI's taxonomy places the organism in Eukaryota, Fungi, Basidiomycota, Ustilaginomycetes, Ustilaginales, Ustilaginaceae. Bases 1 to 3984 code for a protein of 1327 amino acids. The record is from RefSeq and is a predicted model, not a curated record. The transcript has 10 exons.
AUGAACUUCCAUCUCUUCCUCGUCGCUGCGUUUCUGGCGCUCUGCGCCACCGCCAGAGCCGCGCCAGAGUCGCUGCAGAACGAGCUGCAGGCCAAAUGGCAGCAGGAUCCUCGGUUCCACCAGCGAUACCACGACCAGACCCGGCGUCACCACGCGAAGCAUGCCAAACGUGGAGAAGCGGAACCUGUCAAGCAGGUCGUGUCAAAGGGCGAAGCAGAGGUGCAGCGUCUCUUCAACGGCUUGUCAAAGGGUCUCGACGGCGUGCAGCAAGCGGGAAGCCGACCGCUCGGAAAGCAGCUCGAAGAGCUGCCCGAGAGCUCCCGCGACGCCGAGCAGAGGUCGCUAGCCCGUCUCCGCCUGCGUCCGGAGAUCGAGGAGGACCGCACCCGCAUCGACUCGCAGGCCGACAUUCGCCCCAGCACACGCUCUUACAAGGCACACGGGCCUGGUCUCGAGCAUCUGUCUGCCGAAGAGUUCCCAGAGGAGUUCAUGGCGAUGAUUAGGAGCAUCGAGCAUCAGAAGCGCGAGCAGCUGGAUCUCAAGCAGAAGCACGAGGCCAUCAGCGACCUCAACCACUACCUCGAGCACGGAAAGCCUCCUGUCAAGUUCAACUGGGUCGUUAUCGUUGACCAGUCCUCUGCGCCUUCCCCCAUCUCUUCGUACAUCUGUAACACUGAGAAGAAAGCCACCGCUGCACUCGCCCUAACGAGCUCGCUUCUUGGUCUCAUUAACCUCUGGUUCUCGUGGAACAAUGCCGCCCUGCCCAUCAAGAACUUCGUCCAGCCCCCCGACGCGCCGGCGCUCCUCGACCCGCCUGCCAGAUGGGUGCGCGACACGUCGGGCAACCUGAUCCCGAGCGCCCUCAUCGAUUCACCUGGCACGUCGUCAAAGUUCACCAUCGCUCCGCAGCAGGCCGGCACGCUUGCGACACAAGAAACCGGCAGCGCGAGUCAGCAGCAGGUCAACAGUGCUGCGCCCCAGCAAGCCGUUGGAACUGCUGAGCGUCAGGCGGACACCGGGUCUGUACAGCAGAUGCCUUUGCUGUCGACCACGUCCGGUAUGCAAAAGAGGAGCGUCGAAGCCGACCCCGCCGAGGAGCAGCACGGAAAUGGGAAGACAGAAGCCGAUGACGGUCAAAGAGCCAUCAAGCUCGCCCGAGAGAUCGAUGCGGAGCCGGCUCAUCACACUGAAGGCCUGCAGCGUCGCUCAGUCUUGAGCAGAUAUGUCCUCGCACCUGUGCUUGGCCUGGUCCUCGGCGCCCAGUUCACCACUGGCUUUAACAGGCUCCAAAAGGACCAUGCCGAGAGGGUCGCGGAGCGAAAGCAGCAGCUGCACGACAUCCAGGCGCUCCAGGCCCAGCUCGACGCAAGCGGCAUCAAGUACGAAGGAGGCUCGCCUGCCAACCCCGCGAUCGGUAUCAGCGGCACGCUCAACCCGUCCAAGAGUGACGGCGCCGGUGCAAGCUACAGCGGCAGCUUGAGCCAUGGCGGUGCUCCGAACUAUGGGUACGCGGGGGCCGGCAGUACCGCAGCGACUUCGUACGACAUUGCCACACCAGCUGCCGUGGCCGGGGAAGGCGGUGCUCUUCUGCAAACCCGCUCCACUACGGACGCUCCCCAACCCAAGCCCGAGGCCGAGUCCGACAAGGCUUUUGCACGCACGUCGUCGUCCGAGCCGCGACAGCGGUCCAAUUCAACAGAGCUCGAGGGGUGCCACCAGGACGAGGCUCACGGAACGACGCAGGACGCCUCGUCGCAGCUCCAGAAGCGCGGAAUCCCUGGCAUGAACUUUUGGCACAUGAAGAAGACCUCGGUCAUUGCCGUGGGCAUGAUUCCGCUCAUGCUCGUCCCGGUCAUCCGUGACAUGUGGGAGAAGAACAGACAGAAGAAGCAUCCGACCCAGGAGCAGCUCUCGGCCAAGCAGGACGGCGAGUACGGCAACUUCUACGGCGCCGCCGGCGUGCCGAGCGGCCGUCCCGGAGAUCGUGCCGUCAUUGGACCUGCCGCGGACGGCACCUCGAGUUCGGCCGGGAACGAAGCCGUCACGCAGCCAGCUGCUGCGAUCUAUGCCUCGCCGUCUCAGCAGUACACUGGUGGUCUGCUCGGUGAGACGGGAGGAGGAGCAGGAGGAGGAGCCGCAGCAGCAGCAAACCGCCUCGACGGUGCCGGCGUCGGCGUUGGAGGCGCUCUCAGCGGAGCCAGUGCCGGCCGGCCGCUUGUCAAGCGCUUCUUUAGCAGCCCUGCGGCCAAGUUGAGCGACAGCGACCUGAUCAAGGCGGCCGCAAAGAAGUCGAACAACAAGCUCCUCGCACUCUAUGGCACCAUCGGCGUCGGACUGGGCGCCCUGACCUCGAUGAUGACGUUCCCUCGCGAUGCAAAUAAGCUGGACGACGAUUCCGCGGCCAUGAAGUACAAGCACGACCUCGAGCGGCAGCUGCGUGCCAAUGGUAUCCAGCCCAACACCAACUUCAAGCCACCGCAACAACAGCAACAGCAGCAGGUGGCGGGCGACCCUGCGGACGCGGGAGGUGAUGCCGGCCACCUCUUCAACCAGGCUGGGCCUUCAACACAGUUCACAGGAGGAAUCCUGGGCGAUGCGGCGGCUGCAGGAGGUGGGUACGCUACCGGCACGACUGUCAAGGUGGGAGGUCUGCUGGGCGAGCUGCAGGCUUCUUCGCCGACGACCGAAUCGUCGAACGCCCACGCUAUCAGCAAGCGCGACAUCGACGCUACGGGCAACGAGCGUCUCCAUGACCCCAACAGCAGCGGCCGCCGCAACGACGCUAGCGACAAUGGCAAAAGGAUCGACAAGCGCGGCACCAAGCUGACCGGCAUGCAGAUCGGCGGCUUCGCCAUGGUAAUCGGCGGCAUCGUCGGCGAUCUGAUGGUGGCACAGAGCCAUCGCCGGGAGCCUGUCCCGCUCGUCACGCCCAACAACAAUGCCAAGGGACCCGUGCCCCGCCUCGCAGCGUCAGUGCAGUCGGCCGUCGCCGCACCUGCGGCUAUGGCCUCGCAGCAGCAAUGGCAGAUGGCGUCGCCCUCGACCACCUUUACGGGUGGCCUGCUCGGCGAAAACGCAGGCUCUGCUGCCUUUGGCGGUCUAGCUUACCAGAAGCGAGACGACGCCGCUCUCCACGGCCAACGCAAGAUCGAGCAUGGCCCCGGCGACCACACCCUCGUCAAGCGGGCGGUGGCCGCCGUCGUCGAAGGUGCCGAGACACUCGCGCCCAAGGUCCUCACGACGCUUUCCGGAGAUCUGCUUGGCGGCACGGCGGCGCGAGUAGCUGGCACGGCGGCAACGGACGCAGUCGCCACUGCCGCGACCAGGGAGGCGGCGACCCAGGGCUCCAGCCUGCUCGCCCAGGAGGCGAGCGAAUCUCUGGCGCUCAAGAACGCCGAGCUGGCCAAGCAGCUCCAGGCGGCGCAGAAGGGAUCGUCGGGCGGCGGCACGAUGAACACGCUCAUGACGGCGGGCAGCUUUGCGCCCAUGGCCUUGCCGCUUCUCAAGGGCGGCGAGGGCGGCGCCUCUGCGGCCGCACGCGGCGCAGGCCGUCUCGGAGGCAAGCUGGCGGUAGGUGCAGCCGACGACGCAGCGGGCGCCACCCGGGCCGCUAGUGGCCUGCAGCCGUUCAGCGAUCGGGGCACCCUCUUUUCGAGCGGCCUCAACGCCAAUGCCUUCACCAAUGCUCGGGGCCUCGCCGGUGGCCACGCUGGCGGCAUGGGCGGCGGCGGCCCCGGUGCCGGUGCUGGCGGCUUCAGCUUUGCUCCCUCGUCGAGCGUCCUCAACGCGGGGGCAAGCCGUGGUGUCGAAGGUGCGGCGGCUGGAGAAGCGAAAGCUCUGACGGGAGGUGGGGACGCGAGGUCGCUCCUCCCGCCGCAGCAGCGGGCUGCGCUCGAGAAGAAGCUGACGGACAAGCACAAUGCGCUGGACAUCAUGGGCACCGCCGGCGUCAUUGGGUUUGGGAUCGCCGCCACGGGACGUUGA